Wallemia ichthyophaga EXF-994 is the source of this 3927-nucleotide messenger RNA. RefSeq names its product Serine/threonine-protein kinase ppk16. Gene Ontology annotation, molecular function: ATP binding; protein serine/threonine kinase activity. Lineage: Eukaryota; Fungi; Basidiomycota; Wallemiomycetes; Wallemiales; Wallemiaceae. The transcript is spliced from 5 exons. Gene Ontology annotation, cellular component: cytoplasm. Bases 1 to 3927 code for a protein of 1308 amino acids. Gene Ontology annotation, biological process: protein phosphorylation; intracellular signal transduction. The record is from RefSeq and is a predicted model, not a curated record.
AUGAGCAAGACCGUGAUUACGAGCAAUGAAAGGAACAACAAGAACAAAAAAGCACAGCUCGCUCAGGCUUAUCAGAAUCUAACUCAAGAUUUAACUUCCCCUGCCUUGCGUACGAUUGGCAAUUAUACUCUCGGCCGUACUUUAGGCAGUGGCAGUUAUGGUAUCGUGCGUCUCUCCACUCAUCGCCUCAUCAAAGGUGCACGCGUUGCUGUGAAGAGCGUAUCAAAAAACCACACUCAGCUCAGCGCUUUGGUUAGAGAGCUGCACCAUUAUCGGCGCCUAUCGCACCCCCACAUCGCUCAACUCCUUGAGAUAGUCGCCACCGAGAACGACAUCCACCUCGUCACCGAGUUAUGUGAUGGCGGUGAGCUGUUCGAUUAUCUCGUCGACAAAGGAAGACUGUCCGACGUGGAGGUUAGGAGAGUUUUCGGUCAGCUUAUGCUGGCGCUGCACUACCUUCAUUCUAAUGGUGUUGUUCACCGCGACUUGAAGCUCGAGAACAUUCUCCUCGAUAAAGACGGAAACGUUAAAUUAGGCGACUUUGGCUUUGCAAGGGAGUUUGAUGAUGGCCCUGGGAAUCUUAUGAGUACUUGGUGCGGCACAACUGCGUACGCUUCUCCUGAAAUGCUUCGCGGUGAAAAAUAUGGUGGAAAGCAAACUGAUAUUUGGAGUUCUGGCGUUAUCCUCUACGCUCUUCUCACUGGUGGUCUUCCUUUCGACGAUGAUGACGAGGAUGAAAUGAGAGAGUUGGUGUUGAAAGGAGAAUACUAUCAUCCAACUGAUGUCCUUUCAGCUGAUGCUUGUGACCUAAUUUCCGCAAUCCUUCAACCACUCCCACAAAAUCGUCCGAGUAUCGAACAAAUCCUCGCCCAUCCAUUCUUCACCCGCUUCCCAUCACAGCAAACCCCGUUGCACACUCUCCAUGACAAGCUCGAGCACACAGCCGAGCACGCCAGCUACGCGUACGACGAGAAACACGUGAGCGAGAUAAGCGAAGGAGAGAGUGAAGCGACGGAGGUAUUCGAGGGUGUGAGCGAUGUGAACCACUUGGACGAGCCACCGCGACGACUAGUCCCUGCGACCACAAGCAGCGGCAUGACUAGAAACUUGAGUGUAGAGAGUAUACCCGGGAUAGCCCUCCCCCGUCGUUCAGGUGGUUCAUUCAAGCGCGGCAUGGUGCGCACGCUAUCUAGUGAGCGCGAAGGUGCAUCCACACCCCCGAUCCAACGGACGCCAUCGCGCACCAAACGGCGCAGCGUCAGCUCGACCAUGUCCGACUUACCCGUGCUUACACCUGUCGCGUCGCGCAUCCCGUCUACCACCUCUCUCCGUGAACACUACAAGGUGGGAUCGAUGGAAAGUGUCAACUUCAAUCCAAAUCCCAAUUUCAAUCUCGGCCAGUCCAACGCAGACGAUCUUCACCAUUUCCACCCGCAAGAACCGAAUUAUCUCGAAAUGUGCACCGCUCAACACGCACAGCCGUUUGAGGAAGAGUGGGAACGCGCUCUCCUUCAGUCGCUUAGUCAGCUGGGGUUCGAUAUCGGGCAGAUUAAGCACUCAGUUAUCAACCACGCGUGCGAUGCGUCUGGUGGACUGUGGUGGCUCCUCCGCAAGCAGAAUCUCGAUACGCGUGAACAUCUCACUCGUAUCGAGGAGGAGGGCGUCGGCCUUGGCGAAAGGGGUGAGCGUGGCGAGCGGCGCGACUCAGAGGAGUAUCUCAUGAUCAACACGCGUAAACAGAAGGAGGAGAGGGAGAAGAGGAGAGAGAAGGAGCGCGACAAAGUAGAGAAGGAGAAAGCGGAAAAAGAGAGGGAGGAGAAGGAUAGAAGAGAGAAAGAAAAAGAUAGAGACAUUGAGAGAGACAAACAAAAACUCAAAAUGAGCGACCAACGCGCAGAUUUCUCCAAAAGAAGUUUGCCAGAUCUCAACGAAUCGGGUUUAUCACUAACACCACCCACCGAGGCGUCAACAUCGAGUCUACAGCUCAACUUGCCGCAGACGUCCGCCCCUAGUUCGCCUAACAAGACUAAGAGCCGCAGCAGCUCUAUCAGCAUGCUACAGCGCGCCACUACUGCUCUUAGCGGGAGUAUGCUACCUCGAAAGAAAAGCGACGAAAGGAGUGGGAGUAAUGAUGAUAGUGUCAGUGUGAGUUUGAGUGUGAGCGGGAGUGGGAGUGGGAGUGUUAGUACAACGCCUCCUAUCUCACAUGCUGCCCAGUUCAACUCCACAGCUUCGCUCAAUCAGUUACCAACUGACUCACCUCGGGCGGCGUCUGAACACGACUUGCACAACACUCCUAACAUUCAAAACUCACCCGUAACCAAGGAAAAGGACAAGAAAAACUUGUUGGACGCUUUCCGUGGUUGGUUCACCGACGAUAAACGCGAGCGCAAGAAAGGUAAGACCACGCCCAAAAAGCAGAAGCAGAAGCAGACGCAGGGUCAGCUCAAAGGCGCUGAAACUGCAGCUGAAUCUGAAGGGGUCCCAUCGACGGUGCAAAUGCGGCGGUCUGCUUCGCAUAACAGCAACAGCAACACCCUUACACCGCGCAGACGCAACGCACGCACGAAACAGGGACCUACUCGCGGUCAGACGCAGUCCAAGGCCAGAAGAAAUCGCCGCAACAGGCGUAAGUCGAGUAAUGGACGACGGGCGUCAAGUAGCAGCACUCAAAGCAUGCUAUCACCGCAAACUGUUGCUAUGGCGGUACCGCAGACGCAAUCGCAGCCCCACUCGCAGCCUCACUCACAAUCUCAUUCCUUGACACACUCCCGUCGCUCGUCCUCCGUCCAUUCGCGCCGCUCGAGUAUCUCGGUGCAUUUCGAGAGCGGGUCGCCAUCGGCCGCGAUGAACCGGCGGGUUAGCAGCGGGGGAGUUGUUGGGCGAGGACAGCACGCCAAGUCGCCUUCCAUGUCUUCGGUAAGCAGCGCGCGUAGUGUGAGUGGACGGAUGAGUAUGGGUAUGGGCAUUAAUCCCAGCUCGAAUACGUCGUUCGGUCGCGCAGGUAGACACAGAAGCGGGUCGUCGAGCUCCUUGCAGCGCGUGCGCCAUGUGAGGGCUCCUUCGUCUCCCCUGCCAACCAGCAGACAUUCGCGGAGCACGUCGACAAGUUCGUUGGAGAAUGGCGAGAAGGUGGUCGGGUUGGGGCUGCGCGAUAGUGAAGUCGAUGGCUAUGGUGAAGGUGAUGGCGAUGCAAAGGUGCACACCCGCUCUUCUCAUACAAACCACCUCCCCCACUCCUCGACUAACCAACAACACUCUAAAACACUAUUCCUCGCAUCAAAACGCCCACCUGCACCAAUCAGCGUUCAUUCACCACCAAUGAAAUCAUUCGCGCUCCUCAAAGCUAGCAAAUUCGACUACAGCAGGACUUCCCCAACAAAAAAUUUGACUUUCGAUACAGCGGCAGGUGGGCAUGCGCAAAGCAAGUCAAAGUCAAAUGCACUCGCGCAUGCACGGUCACGCACUCACCCGCACACUCACACCUACACCCAUUCUCACACUCACACUCAUUCCCACAAGGAAGAGGAGUGGGUGGAUGAGGACGACUUCGCUGGCGGAAUCGGACAGGGCGAUGCCAGUGCGGUUAUUGGAGAGUUUGAGUCGAGUGUUGCCGAAGAACACGUCAGCGUCACGGAGCACUCGGACGAAGAUGAGAUCGAGGGUGUGAAAAAGCUCAAGAAGUCCAAGAAGACGAAUAAUAGGAAGAAUGGUGACGCAAGGGAAACGAUGAGCGACUUCAAAUUCCCAAGGAGUGGUGGUGAUGGUAAUGGCACCGGCACUGGCAGUAGCCAUACUACUAACUCCAACUCCAACUCCAACGCCACUUCGACGUCUCCUACUCCUCCAAAUACCUCCAACCACCAGAAAUGGAGACCUUCAGUCGCGACCGCGGCCGUCAUCGAGGAGGAUGAGGAGGACGACUAG